Messenger RNA from Exaiptasia diaphana, 1360 nucleotides. Its product is annotated as transmembrane prolyl 4-hydroxylase. Gene Ontology annotation, molecular function: calcium ion binding; procollagen-proline 4-dioxygenase activity. Lineage: Eukaryota; Metazoa; Cnidaria; Anthozoa; Actiniaria; Aiptasiidae. Gene Ontology annotation, biological process: peptidyl-proline hydroxylation to 4-hydroxy-L-proline. The record is from RefSeq and is a predicted model, not a curated record. Bases 72 to 1319 code for a protein of 415 amino acids. Gene Ontology annotation, cellular component: endoplasmic reticulum. The transcript is spliced from 8 exons.
GCAAAACUAGUGGUCAAAAAGCAAAGAAAAAGCAAUAUAAUAAGACGAAGCAUCCUUGGUUUACUUUAAUAAUGAGCACACUGGCCUGCCUUGCACUAGUUGUGGGUCUUUACUACGCUAAUAGGGCGAAUAAUUUAAAAUCAAAAGCCUUAAAACAGGAGCAGAAAACAAGAAGAAAUGUUGUUCCCGAAGAAAAUCCCAUAAAAGAAGCCAAAAAGAGCUCAGAACGUGCUGAAGACAUUUCAAAUGAUCAGAAAACAAGAAGAAACAACACUCAGUUCCCUACACAAAAUCCUAUCAAAGAAAGAACGAUUUCUGUAGAAGCUACAGCGAAAGUUAUCUCUUCGUCCGAGGAGCAACAAAAUAAAAGAAACAAUAUUGAGGAAACUGAAAAGAGUUCCAAACAAGUAAAAACUCAAAAUAAUUCAAGCAAGAAGAAAAAUGAUGAUAGGAUUGAUGAAGGAAAAUCAAAAUUCUCCGAUGAGAAAAAUACUCCAGCUCCAAAAAGUGCAAAGACUAAAGAUAGAGGAAAAGCAAAAAGAAAGGUCGAAGUUAAGUCUACAACGGUCAACAACACUAAACAACUAUCACCUAAACUUGUUGACUUUAAAAGAGUUCCGAGGCUUGAUGGUGUUAAGGUUGGAUAUGAGAGGAAUAUGGAAUUGGAACCUGGUAAAAUGUAUAAAGUUAUAACGAGAAGUCUUCGUCCUCCGAUUUUUGAAAUACCAAACUUUCUCACUGGAGAAGAAUGUCAACAGAUUAUAAAACAAGUCAAGAAACAAGUCCUUGAACCGAGCCCUGUUAGUGAUAUCAAUAAUGAUAACAUUGAACCAACCAAUCAGGAAACGUUUAAUGAAUGGGAUUAUAAUAAGGAUCAUGUGAUAAGCCCCAUAGAGGUGAUGCAUAACAUGAUCGACCUGAGUGAUUUGUAUUUUUCCCAAAAAGAUAUCACGAAAAUGUUUAAAGACUUGAAAGUUGAUAAAAACGGAAAUGGUGUCAUCGAUUUAGGCGAGUUUCUUCAUGUCACAACAUAUCGCAUUGUAAGAUAUCUCCAUGAUUUGGCUCGCAAUCUUAAUAGAGUAAAGGGAAGAAACAGUAAGCAGACUUGGGCUGAACACAGUGUUAUCAAAGGACUGGAUGAAAGAGUUGCAGCGCUUACCAAACUUCCAGUCGUUGUAGUUGCACAAAGCGAAAAACUCCAGGUGGUUCAAUAUGACCCUGAAGGACAUUAUCACUGCCAUCACGACUCACAGCCCAUCGAAGAAGAAGUACCAUGUUGCUAUGAACGUGAUAAACGACACUGUCGACUCUGCAGGUAAGAUUCUUUUCGUACUUGCUAUAGUUAAGAAAUAUAAAACGG